AUGACCACGGCCCAGAACGGCCAUGGGCGCGGGGCCGCAGCCGCCGGUCCCGUCUCCGGCCCGAGGGGCCCCAAGAUGGUGACUUCCCCAGCGUGUCAGAACGGAAGCUGCAGCCGCAGCAGCCCUGGCGGCGGCGACGCGGACGCCCGGGAGGCCAGACCGAGCCCUUCCAAGCUGGUGCGUCUGUUCUCGGUGGGUCGGAAGCGGACGAGCGGCCACCCCGAGAGGCCCCGCUCCCUGGUGCUGAUGGGGAGCUCCUCCACGUGGACCGCCCUGGCCUCCUUCCGCAAAAUGGGGUCUUUCAAGAAAUGGAAGGCCUCGGUCCUUCACGGCAUCCAGAGCCGAGAGGCGCGCGACGCCCCCCCGGAGGCCGCCUCGCAGCGCGAGCCGGGCGCGGCCGUGGGGAACGGCGCGGCGCGGGGCCUGCCGGCGGGCGAGGGCGGCGCUUCCGAGGGCUCGGAGGCCGAUGAGGCCGACGACGCGUUCCAGCGCAGCACGCACCGCUCGCGCAGCCUGCGCAGGGCCUAUGGCCUGGGCCGCCUCAGCCUGCUCGACCCCGAGCGCCUCGGCCCGGAGCCCGCCGCGGAGCCGGAGGAGCCGGGCGCGGGCCCCCGGCGCAGCAGGAGCACGGACGGCCUGAGUUUCCUGAAGAAGAGCUCCUUUAAGCGCAAGUCCACCUCCAACCUCGCCGACCUGCGCGCGGCGGGCGACCGACCCGCGCCCCGCCGCACCCUGAGCAGCUCGGCCGCCGACGCGGGCGCGGACACGCUGGGCGGCGCCGCAAGCAGGACCAAGCGCUGGAAGAGCCCGGUCCGGGCCCGGGACCUGGACCGCGUGCUGAGACUCGUGAGCAACGUGACGGACGCGGCCUGGAGGAGGGAGAGCCCCGAGAGCGGGGCGGCCCCCGGCGAGGCCGGCUUCUGGCCGCGGCGCCACAGCAGGCUGCACGACGACUACUCGCGCCGGGCGGCCGGCGACAGCAGGCGGGCCGCGGCUCCCGGGCCCCGCGCCCACGUGCACGCCGCCGCCUGCCCUCUGGACGCCGAAAGCUCCCGCACAUCGGAGCCCAACGGCCCUUGUGGCGGCGGCAGCUCCUCUCCGAGUCCAAGCGCCCAGGACGCACCCAGUGCCGGCAGUCUGCUCACGUUUGACCCCGGGCAGCCGCCCACCCCUCUGCCGCCCACCACGCCCAAGCCCCAGAGCCCUCAGAGCCCUCAGAGCCCAGGGGCUGGAAGUGCCGAGCACCCCGGCAGUCACAGUGCGCUGUCCCUGAGUUCAGUGGAGACUGAAGAAAGGGCAGAGGAUGCUUCUCAGAGGGAGCCAGGGCCCGUGUCCUCCCAGGGUUCGGCACAAACCACACGUGGCGAUGAGGACAGCGGGGACAGCUACCGUCAGCUGAGCCCCAGCGGGGCGGCUGAGCCGAAAGGAAAGGAGGAGGAGGAGGUUGCCACUGAUGACCCCUGGAGCCGAGGCACGUCACAGGAUGAAGAAUGGAUGGAGGCACAGAGAAUCACCAGGAGGAGAUGGAGUUCUGGGAGGCGAUCAAGGCCUCGUCCACUCUCUGACUAUGGCCAGCUGGUCAGCCGGAGUUUGUCAAUUCCUGAAGACUCAAUUGCUGUAGACCCCCAGAAGGAGGACUUUGUGGACGGGGACCCCCAGGCAAGCAUGACCUCUAAUGGCGCUGCAGACCAGAAUGCCUCCCUGGGCUGCCCUAAAGGAGGCCUGAGAAGACGCCCCAUUUCUGUGAUCGGUGGGGUCAGCUUCUAUGGGAACAACCAGGCAGAGGAAAUAGAGAAUCUGCUAACCCAACCGGCGGCGCGGCCGCCCGUGCCCGCGCACCAGGUGCCGCCCUACAGAGCCGUGUCGGCCCGGCUCCGGCCCUGCGCCCUGUCCCGGAGCACGCCCAUCGGGCUGGACCGCGUGGGACGCCCGCGGCACAGGAGAGCAGCCAACAUUUCCUCAGAUGGAGGUACUGAGGCCUCUGUCUUAGUCGAUGACGGUAGUGAGGAGGACUUCAGCUUUGAAGAGCUUUGCCAGGCCAACCCUCGGUACCUACAGCCGGGAGGGGAACAGCUGGCCAUCAACGAGCUGAUCAGCGAUGGCAGCGUGGUCUGUGCAGAAGCCCUGUGGGACCAUGUGACCAUGGAUGACCAGGAACUGGGCUUCAAGGCCGGCGACGUCAUCCAGGUUCUGGAAGCCUCUAACAAGGACUGGUGGUGGGGCCGAAAUGAGGAUAAGGAAGCCUGGUUUCCCGCAAGCUUUGUCAGACUGCGAGUCAAUCAAGAGGAGCUGUCAGAAAAUUCCAGCAGCACCCACAGCGAGGAGCAGGAGGAGGAUGGCAGCAAAACACGCCAGAGACACUGUGAGAACAAGCACCAGAUGAGGACAAACGUCAUCCAGGAGAUCAUGAACACCGAGCGGGUAUACAUCAAGCACCUCAAGGACAUCUGUGAGGGCUAUAUUCGACAGUGUCGCAAGCACACAGGAAUGUUCACUGUUGCACAACUAGCCACUAUUUUUGGAAACAUUGAAGAUAUUUACAAAUUCCAAAGAAAGUUCUUGAAAGACCUUGAGAAACAGUACAAUAAAGAGGAACCUCAUUUAAGUGAAAUAGGAUCCUGCUUUCUUCAACAUCAAGAGGGCUUUGCUAUCUACUCCGAGUACUGCAACAACCACCCGGGUGCCUGUGUGGAGCUCUCCACGCUCAUGAAGCAGGGCAAGUACAGACACUUCUUCGAGGCCUGCCGCCUGCUGCAGCAGAUGAUCGACAUCGCCAUCGACGGGUUCCUCCUCACGCCCGUGCAGAAGAUCUGUAAAUACCCUCUGCAGCUGGCCGAGCUGCUCAAGUACACCACGCAGGAGCACAGUGACUACAGCAACAUAAAGGCAGCUUACGAGGCCAUGAAGAACGUGGCAUGUUUGAUCAAUGAGCGCAAACGCAGGCUGGAGAGCAUAGACAAGAUCGCACGCUGGCAAGUGUCCGUUGUGGGCUGGGAGGGACUGGAUAUUUUAGACCGAAGCUCAGAGUUGAUUCAUUCUGGGGAAUUGACCAAAAUCACAAAGCAAGGCAGGAGCCAGCAACGGGUGUUCUUCCUGUUUGACCACCAGCUGGUGUCCUGCAAGAAGGACCUGCUGCGCAGGGACAUGCUCUACUACAAGGGCCGGACAGACAUGGAUGAGAUGGAGCUCGUGGACCUGGAGGACGGGAGGGACAAGGACUGGAACCUCAGCCUGAAAAAUGCCUUCAAGCUCGUCAGUAGGACCACGGAUGAGGUUCAUCUGUUUUGUGCCAAAAAACAAGAAGACAAGGCAAGGUGGCUGCAGGCCUGUGUGGACGAAAGGAGGCGGGUGCAGGAGGACCGGGAGAUGGGAAUGGAAAUUUCUGAUAGUCAAAAGAAACUUGCCAUGUUAAAUGCUCAAAAGGCAGGACAUGGAAAGUCAAAAGGCUAUAGCAGCUGCCCUGUGGCCCUGCCACACCAGAGCCUGCAUCCCAUCCACCAGCGCCACGUCACCGUGCCCACCAGCAUCCCCCAGCAGCAGGUCUUUGCCCUGGCAGAACCCAGGAAGAAGCCCUCACUCUUCUGGCACACCUUCAAUAAGCUCACCCCUUUCAGGAAAUGA
Molecule: messenger RNA, 3621 nt
Organism: Cynocephalus volans (Philippine flying lemur)
Lineage: Eukaryota; Metazoa; Chordata; Mammalia; Dermoptera; Cynocephalidae
Gene: SPATA13
Product: spermatogenesis associated 13
Exons: 12
Coding region: 1-3621 (1206 amino acids)
Molecular function (GO): protein binding; guanyl-nucleotide exchange factor activity
Source: RefSeq, a predicted model, not a curated record